Durio zibethinus is the source of this 1690-nucleotide messenger RNA. Its product is annotated as phytolongin Phyl1.1-like. Lineage: Eukaryota; Viridiplantae; Streptophyta; Magnoliopsida; Malvales; Malvaceae. The record is from RefSeq and is a predicted model, not a curated record. Gene Ontology annotation, cellular component: membrane.
CGAGUUCCAACUUACAAGGCCUUUGAUAGUUUUUCAGUUUUUUGUUUCUUUUAUCUCCAUGGUUUUUUCUUUGAAGAUCAUUGUUGGAGACUUUGUUCACAGGCAUGAGGGACUUCAUAAUUGACUUUGAGUACCUAGUAGAAGAUUCUUGACAACUUUGGAUUUGACAUUGGAAGCUUAUUCCGAUUGGGAGUUGAGGAUUUGAGUUUUUUAGAUCGUUUGAAGGCUUGCUGUUUAGUUGAUUAAUUGCAUACUGAGACUAGCUCCAAUGGGAUCGAUUCAGAAUACUGUUCAUUAUUGUUGUGUUUCAAAGGGUAACAGGACUCUGUAUGAAUAUGGUGGGGGAGAUCAUGAGAUAGAAAAUUUGGCUGCCUUGUGCUUGGAAAGGACUCCCCCAUUCCACAAGUGGUAUUUUGAAACAAUAAGUCAAAAGACUUUUGGGUUUUUGAUAGAAGAUGGGUAUGUUUACUUCAUAAUUGUUGAUAAGGGUCUUGAAAACCUUGGUGUGCUUAAGUUUCUAGAGCACAUAAGAGAUGAAUUUAAAAAUUUUGCUAGGAAGGGUUCAAAAGGUAGCUUUUCAGGUAUGAGUUCAAUUGGCGUCCAAGAGCAACUAGUGCCUGUUAUCCAGCGCUUGGUAACUUCAUUAGAACAUGUUUCGUAUGGUGGCAAUGAUUGGAAGGAUGAAACUCCCUCAUCAGAUCAUGAAGGUCUCUCCCCAUCUCCAAAUAACGCCAAUGUGCAACUUGAAGCUGCUAGUUCUACUAAAGCCCCUUUGUUGGGCAAAUCUAAAUCUAGCAAGCAAGAGAAGAAGAAGUUGAAGGAUCACGUGAUUGCAGUGAGAGAUAUUGAGUUGGAGGAGCAUCGGAAAUCUACAGAUAGAGGAGUGAAGCUUGAUUCAACAGCAUUGGAUUCUAAUAACCAAAAUGGAGCAAGUUCUUCGAUCUCAUUGCAGAAGGACUUUGGUUCAAUGAGGAUCAGAUCUGGCUCUCAGAGCAUUCGAAAAAAGUGGUGGCGCCACGUCCGGAUUGUUCUUGCUAUUGAUGCAGCUGUUUGUUUGCUAUUGCUUGUGAUUUGGUUGUCAAUCUGUAAGGGCAUUGAGUGUACCCAUUCAUGAUUCCAAAUCAAUGCCACAAUUGAAGUUUCAUCUUCAGGACCAGGUAUAAAAAAUCCUGUAAGAAUAGGUUUAAGCAGAGAGGGAAUGGUUGAAAGCAAUAUAUCAAUCUUGUUAGUGGGUUUAAAUAUCUCAUCAAGGUAUGUGUCUCAAAUUACACAGGCAGUGGCAUUAGGUGUACAGAGUCCUCUGUAUAGAUUCAUAGUUUUAUGCAUUUGUACAUCAAAAUCAUAUUGUUAUCUGAGUGUUUUUUACGCCAUAUUCUGCAUCAAUUAUAAUGUUUGUAGUUGCGGGCGCAAAUGAGAUUUUCUCUCCACAACUUAUUCUUUUCUGAAUUUCAUGUUUCAAAAUAUAUGCAAAGGUUUAUGUUGAUACUUGAUUAAUCUGCUGAAAGUAGGAAUUUUUGUUCUCAGUUCUCACUGAAUAAAUCUAACAGUUUUAUGUUAGUACUUGAUUUUAAGGAUUGGAUUUAGAAACUCAAGUCAUGAGCUUGGAGUGAGACUGAAACCUAUAGUCGAAAGUGUGCUCUUUGUGGAGGACACUAAGAUCGUAGGAAUCCCAUCAAAGUAUUGUAACACA